Molecule: messenger RNA, 5301 nt
Organism: Anopheles bellator
Lineage: Eukaryota; Metazoa; Arthropoda; Insecta; Diptera; Culicidae
Gene: SCAR
Product: actin-binding protein WASF2
Exons: 4
Coding region: 167-2110 (647 amino acids)
Biological process (GO): positive regulation of Arp2/3 complex-mediated actin nucleation; actin cytoskeleton organization
Cellular component (GO): cytoskeleton
Molecular function (GO): Arp2/3 complex binding; actin binding; protein kinase A regulatory subunit binding
Source: RefSeq, a predicted model, not a curated record
UUUAUUGCAUGCUUCUUCAAACGACGAUCGGACGAUACGAAAUUAGCCAGCGUGUCAAUCCUUAUUGUCUCCCUUCCACGCUUGAACGGGGGGACAGCAGAACCUUCCUCUAAAGGAACCCUGAUUUGCUGUCGUGUUGGCAUCGUAGGAAACAUAAAGCCAUAAGAUGCCGCUACCGAAGCGCCUGGUGCAGCCGGUGUUUGUGGCACGAUCGGUGUACGUGCGCGAAGAGCUACCGGCCGAACUGGAAACGGUCACCAAUACGACGCUCACGAACAUUGUCCGCCAACUGUCGUCACUGUCGAAGCACGCCGAAGAUCUGUUCGGUGAGCUGGCCCGGGAUGCGGGUGGCCUAGCGGAGCGUGCCAACUCACUGCAGGCACGGAUCGAUCGGCUGGCGAUUAAAGUGACACAGCUGGACAGUACGGUCGAGGAGGUGUCCCUGCAGGACAUUCAGCUGAAGAAAGCGUUCAAAAGUGCGACCAUGUUCGAUCAGCAGAUAUUUUCUCGCGCCACCAUGCCCUCGGCCAUGCUGGAGGUUUACAAGGCUUGUGACAAACCGCCACCACUGGACAAACUAAACUGCUAUCGGGACGACGGAAAGGACGGUCUCAAGUUCUACACCGAUCCGAACUACUUCUUCGAAUUGUGGCGUCAGGAGAUGCUGAAAGACACGGAGCGAGUGAUGCACGAUCGUGGCAAGAAGGUACACAAACCGCGCGGAACCGACGGAAGUGGCGGCGGUGCCGACGGGGGUGGUGGCCGGCAGAAGAAGCGCCCCCGGGCGCCACACAACACGCGCGAAAAGCAACGCCAGCGAGCGAUCGGUCACGGUGAAACACUCAUGCCCAACAACGUCAUUUACCGGACGCCGAAUGCGAUCAUCGGCGCGAACGAUGAUGCCACAUCGAUCUAUAACAGUGCGGCCGCGAUGGCAGGCGCCAAUCUGAUGUACGAUUCACGUUCCUCCUCGGCGAUGGGUGGGGCGGCCGGAUUGGCCGGUGCGGCGCGGCCCAACUCGAUCGAACUGCGACGAAGUUACCAACCGAACGAGAUGGUGGACGGUGGUGGCUACGGUCCACCGUCACCGGGUACCUACCACCAGCAACAGAUAGCGGCCGCUCAGCAACACCAACAGAACAGCGUCUACCAACAGCAACUUCAGCACCAUCAACACCAACAACCGAUCUACGAUCAGUACGGCAACCCGUCAUCGCUGUACGGCUCGAGCCAGAACCAGAUGUCACAGGAAAGUCUGUACGCACCGGGCACACCAUCGCGAUCGAAAUCGCGGCCAUCGCAACCUCCACCGGCGCCACCCUCUUCCGGCAGUGGCGGUGGUACGCCGAAUGCGUCCAACGCGAACACACCAACGCGCAGUCGAAGCUUGUCCACGGGCAGAGACAAUCUGCCGCCGCCGCCACCGAUACCGGAAGGGCUGCAGUCGCCUCCUCACGUUCUCACCAACGGUGGAGCGAAUGUGGCCGCCAAGCUACUGAACCGAUCGGGGUCGCGUGCCGGCUCACCGCAACUAACUAUGAGUGGCCAGCAACAGCAGCACCAGCAAAUGGCGGUACAGUCGAUGAUGGACCAGAAUCAACUGGCACUCGCUCAGCUCAACCAGCAGAUCAACAAUCUGAACACACUCAACAUGCAGCUGAACCAGAUGUCUAUGAACGAUCUGCCACCACCGCCACCGAUACCGGAACAGCUAUCCCCCAAACAGUCACCACCGAAUGUGGCCCCACCGCCACCACCGCCUCCACCGCCGAUGCUGGACGGACCGAUGAGCCCCUCGAAAGCGCACCUUGCCAACGGCGACCUAUACAAUCUUCCGAAGAUGCAUCAACUAAAGAAGAUUCCACCACAGGAAAAGAUUGCUUACGACGAUCCGCGUAGUGAUCUAAUGAAGGCUAUCCGAGACGGUAUCAAACUGCGCAAGGUAGAAAAGCAAAACCACGAAGCGAAGGAAAACGAUCGCAACAAGGGACUGCACGAUGUCGCCUCGAUUUUGGCGCGGCGCGUCGCCAUCGAGCUGUCCGAAUCCGAAUCCUCGGAGAGUGACGACGAUAGCGAGGGUUGGCAGGAAACGAACGAAACGUCCGCAUGACAUCCGGAGAGCGUGGCCGCCGGCGGCGGUGGGAAGAAGAAGUAGAACAGCGUCCGGUGGUUUCCCAAGCCCCAGCGGGAAUGAGGAAAACACACCGUCGUCGCCGUUCGAUAGGUGGGCGAGAAACUGUCGCCGCGGUUCUUGUCUCGCCUCUUCUGGCCAAAAGCAGAUUUAGAUUUGGGUAAGCAGCGAGAUGAUAGAGGUCUGUCGUUGAGUGGAGUGGUGGAUGAACGAGCAAUGAACGUGGCAGUGCACCAGCGAUGUGCAGUAUGUUCCGAGAUUGAAUGUAGGAUUGAUCGUGUUAAUGUGUAUGUUAGAGAGCUAAGCGCUUGUAUGAAUGGCCACAUCUCCUCCUGUCCCGUUCCCCGGAGCUGGGUUUCGAGGCUCAUAAAACGGGUUUUGUUCUUGAGGAAUCGCGCGGGAACGAGUUGUACUUUUUGUGCACCGGAAGAAGGGCAUAAAGCGGGUGAAAAGUUUGACCUCUAACGGACUCGGUGGGUGCGAUGCAAUGGAGCUGCCAAGUGUUGGUGAAUAUUGUGUUGGGCCAAUGAUAGAAAAUAGUUGACCGAUCACCGAGAUUAAUAGUACUCCUAAUUUAGGUUUGUUCAUUUGUACAAAGAUUAUUUCUGUUCCACUAUUUAUAUACACGCCGCAGAAAGCAAAUCGAUCGCCCGGUCGAAACACGCCUUGUUGAUGAAGUUGUAGCAUUACGUACUAUAUAGAUUUUUGUUUUUUUUUUUUCAUUGUUCGAAUAUUCCCUACCAUUCGAAUAUAGAAACUGUAUAGACUUCAUUUACAGCCUAAGUACCGUAAAACGAUAAACGACUCACACGCAGAAAAUUAGCAAACAUUCUAACAGCUCGUAACAGCGUACCGAACUCAAAAAAGAAAUCAAAAACUAAUUAACAAAGUCAAAUAAUGGAAAUUUGUAAGCAAAACAAAAAGCGAAAAAGAAUCAUAAUAACCAUAAACAGUGCAUAGCAAAAACCGUAGUCAAUGUUGUCGUUUAUAUGAAAAAAAUUAACGUUUAUAUCGUAGCGAAACACACAGUCACCACACUACUUGGCAGUGGGUUUUGGGUAAGGAUGUGGCGAGAUCGUGCCAACGGGCUCACGGUCAUUUUCCACUAUUUAUGACUCACAAGCGAACAGUGAUUGUAGAGUGAAAUACAACAGGCGAGACUCGAGUUGUGUGAAACCACAACUAAUUCCAAUUGGGAAGAUUGCUUUUUCGAUCGUUGGAAAGUCAUGCAUUUCUGUUGCAUUUAGUUGCAUUGGCUAGUGAUUUUGAUGCGACCACCCAAAACGAGAUUAUAAAAUUGUGGGCGGGUGUCCGAGUUCGCAGCAUAAUUUAGCUUCACAAAGACACCGGAGUUUCGUUUUCGCUACACUAGGAGCUAUUGUAUCUGAACUUUCAUCCUAAAUUAUCAUCACCACACACAACGACGCUGUUACGCUUGUUUAGUUCAAUCGACUUGUUACGCGGAAUCGUAGAUCAAGAGCUAAUAAACAAACAGAAAAUCGAAAAGACAAUUAAUGUUAUGAUAUCGAAGCCAAUGGGGUGGAUGGAGCAGAAGAAACAAUGUAGAAGUUAAGACUAUAUAAAAAGAAACAACAAAACGUAUCGCUCAAAAUUUUGCCAUUAAGCUCUGGAUUUGUGGAUCGAAUGAACAGCAAAAAUCCGCUUAUUUCGCUUCUAUAAUGCUGUGUAUUUGCAAACAAAACAGUGUUUUCACAUACAGAUGGUUUCAAGCUUUACGCAUCGCUUUUCCUUUUUGCUGCAAUUUAGUCAAUAUACAGCACUUCUUCCCUCUUCACGAAGUUCAGCUUAAAUGUAGGAAACUCAAAACUUUUCCCGUCCAAAUUCUCACUCAACCUCUUAUGCGCGCGCGCUCUGUCCAUGUCCUUCGGUUGAUUAUUCGAAUUGUUUGCAAUGUCUAAACAUAAGGAUCUAAAGAAAUCAACUUUCUAGCCAAAUAUCCACUUUCUUCACUACGCUGCUGUAAGGGCAUUUUCCCGGGCUUGGCACAAGGGUUCGAGUAACCACAGGUUUGAAUCGCGAAUGAUCAUAACUGCAACAGAAGAAACUCCAAACAGAUAAUAUACACUCUCUUCACCUACGGGUCUUAAUCCUAUAGCCAAACAUGUUUAGGGACGAUAACAAAACUGAAAACAAACACUGAUUACAAGGUAUGCGAAAGAAGGAAAGCACAUUCAAAAUACUAUACAGUUAACCAAGAAAAAAGGCAACCAAUUUCUUCCAUUUUCAGUUCAGUUUACAGUAUGUGAGGCAAUAUCACAAUGAAACUUGAAUAAUGAAACAAAAACUAAACCAUUAGCGAGAGUAGUCAGACACAGAACGCCAGCAGACGACGCAUCAACGAUGGUGAAUGGAAGGAUUAGAACAACAACCACCCGCCAGAGUAUGCAAACGCCUUUGAUAUUAGAAAUCAGUGAAUGCGUUGAAUGGUUGCGAAAAUAGUGAUCAAACUUUGCGCGAAAACCAUUUGCCAACUGUAAACGGGAUAAUGGAUAAUAGAGCCGUUUACACUUUUGCAAUGAUUAGUCCGGGUUUUGAUAAAUGAAUGUGAACCGUGAUCGCUUCAACAGUGGAGUGUGUAAUUGAAGUGGUGGCAAAUACGAGAGAGUGAACAUUAUUCCUUAUUGCUUUUCAAAUCAAUCCAAAGGAGCCGUUUUUGUUUUAACGAUGUUUCUGAUAAAGUCAUUAAUUUUUGCUUCACAUGUUUAUAUAGGUGAACGGCUUACAGGCUACGUAGGUUAACAGGAAUACAUGUAAAAACUAUACAUUACUGUAAAUGUAAAUGAAAGAUUAGUUUCAAACUUCUUUCUCGUAAGAUCUUUUGAUAUGUUUUAAUAGACUACUUUUAAAUGCUCCUCUCUGUGACGUUUCUUUGUACAUUACCUUCAUUUCUUCUCGACGAUACCUCUUGCUCUGGGCAAACCAAGAAACGGGAUGACCAAAACCGACGGACGUAAGGUCCCAAGACAGGGAGAGAAACGUUCAUCCGUAGCAGGGCCAGCGUUUUCACAGCUACCCACGGUGGCUAGGAAUAUAGGAAUGAUGUGCGCAAGAGUUGCCAGGCAGGAAACACAAUAUUAAUAAUGUCGAUCAAGAAAAUAAACCACAACUGAUGACUAUGGUAAUGUAUUAGUGCUACUAAUCGAGGAAAU